Molecule: messenger RNA, 1393 nt
Organism: Papilio polytes (common Mormon)
Lineage: Eukaryota; Metazoa; Arthropoda; Insecta; Lepidoptera; Papilionidae
Exons: 7
Coding region: 156-1364 (402 amino acids)
Source: RefSeq, a predicted model, not a curated record
UUAAAAUUGUUUUGUUUUGACAGCUACCGCCAAUUUACAAAUUCGUAGGAAAAAGAACAAUCUGUGAUGUCAACAGAAUUUAAGCUAUAAAUUUGUUGUAUUUAUUAUAACUAAAUUUGCCUAUAGUUAAUUUUUCGUACACCUUUACAUGAGAUAUGGAGUCGCCGAAACCAGACUUAGUUGCUAUAUAUCGGUUGGAGUUUUAUAAGAAGAAGAAAAACUGGAAACUAUCGGACGCAAAGAAAUAUAAACGCGAUAAAAUCUCAAACCUCAAGAAGCUUUUGAACCAGACUUAUGAUGUAGAGGAACCUAAAGUUGAAUUUUCUCAGCUAAAUAAUGCAUUUCUAGAUACAGAAUCAGAUAGCAAUGUUUCUAAAAAGCAAUUAGCAAGCAAAUCUAAGGACAUUGAAGUUAGCAAUUAUAUCUCCAAUUCAGCUACAGAUAUUCAAGAAAAUAAGCAAAUAAAAGAUAAUACAGUUGAAUUGCUAGAGUUACCAGAAGUAUCUGUUGAUGGUCGUAUGGAAGUUGUUCAGAACUACUUGGAUCCACAAACAGAAGAUGUACAAAACUAUUCAAAUAACUACAGAUAUCUUGAUGAUGACAAAUAUUGGCAGGAUCAUAAUGGUAAUUGGAGAAUUGUGCCUGAAUUUGACCAGUAUUAUCCAAACGAUCCCACACAGGUAAAUGGAUUGGAGUGUGGAGACAAUGCUGCUAAUACACUCGACUGGAGACAGACUGAUGAUCCCUUUUGGGUACCCGCUGAUGAUCUACGCUGGCUCUCUAAUAAUGUAUAUUCGUACGGCGGAGUGGAGACGGACUGCGAUUUGCCAACGAGUAACAACUCAGUGGACAGCUGGGGCGAGUUCGUGCGCGGCGCAGACGUCGCCCCGCACUCCUCGGAGAUAGAGCUCACGCUGCCCAAAUCGUUAAGUGAGGCGGAUGUGAGCGCUAACUCCCUGGCCUGCCUGUCCUCUGCGCAGCUGCGCGCGGCGGUGCAGGCGCACACCAACCUACUGCGCAGUCUGCUCAUUGAGGAGAAUCAGCGAAGACGUAUUCGUUCAUGUCUCUCUUUAACCAAUCCGACGUUAUAUGGAGGGGAUGUUAUAUUCUCUCCGAGGGCUGUGACCGAAGCGAGCAGUUACGAUGAACAGCCGACACAUGACUACGAUGCGUCGUGUCAUCGCGAAUUAACCAGAGAAAAAACAUUCAUAAAAACUUUCGAUGAUAUAUUUCUAGCCGGUUCAUAUAAAAAUGAAACCCAAGAUUUAGGUAGAGGUCGAGGAAGGUUACAAAAUCUAAGAAAUGAUGUUGGAAAUACGCAAAGAGCUAUUGGUGUUGGGAGAGGACGGCCGUGUAAAUUUUAAAAACUUAAGUAAAAUGAGAGAAAAAAAAA